UUACUCUUUAAAAAAUAAUUAACAUGAGCUAACCACGUGCCUUAUUUUUAGUGUUCAAAUAUUACAUACUACUAAAAUCAACUAACAUAAAAUAGUGUCAAAAAUAUUAUAUAUAAAAUACACUGUGAUAUUUCAAAAUAAAGAUGUCUUUGAGUAAAUUAACAGCAAGAUGUCUAUCAAAUCAUAAGAAAACAAAUAUUCUGGCCAACAGUGUACGUCAGAGUUCACAUUUUGUAUAUCUUCCUGAUGAAAAAGCACCUGUCGAAGGACCAACUACAAGACUUAACAUGUUCCAAGCAAUAAACAAUGCAUUAGAUAUUGCUUUACGGACAGAUGAAUCGGCUUGUGUGUUUGGCGAAGAUGUUGCUUUUGGAGGUGUAUUUAGAUGUACCUUAGAUUUACAGAAAAAGUAUGGUAGCAGUCGUGUGUUCAAUACACCAUUGUGUGAACAAGGUAUUGCUGGCUUUGGAAUUGGUUUAGCAAAUGUUGGAGUUACUGCAAUUGCUGAAAUCCAAUUUGCUGAUUACAUUUUCCCAGCAUUUGAUCAGUUAGUAAAUGAAGCAGCAAAAAUGCGUUAUAGAAGUGGAGGUGAAUUCAACUGUGGUAGUUUAACAGUGCGAGCACCUUGUAUGGCAGUCGGACACGGGGCUUGUUAUCAUUCCCAAAGCCCUGAGGCAUAUUUUGCACAUACUCCUGGAUUGAAGAUUGCCAUACCUAGAGGUCCAAACAUGGCCAAAGGUCUUUUAUUAUCCAUGGUCAGAGAAAAAGAUCCAUGUUUGCUCCUGGAACCAAAAACGCUUUACAGAGCAGCUGUGGAAGAAGUUCCUGUCGAUGAUUUCACAGUUCCUUUGGGGAAAGCUGAUAUUAUCAAGAAAGGUGAUGCAGUAACAUUGAUUGGAUGGGGAACUCAAGUACAUGUUUUACGAGAAGUAGCUGAGAUUGUAAAAGAAAAACUUGAUGCUAAUUGUGAAGUUAUCGAUCUUGUUUCGAUACUACCAUGGGAUUAUGAUACUGUUUGUAAUUCAGUAAAGAAGACUGGUCGUUGCAUUAUUGCACAUGAAGCUCCAUACACUGGAGGCUUUGGGGCUGAACUGGCUGCUUCCAUUCAGGAGGAAUGCUUUUUGCAUCUCGAGGCUCCUAUUCAAAGAGUGACCGGCCACGAUACACCAUUCCCUCAUGUCUUUGAACCGUUUUAUCUACCCGACAAAUGGCGUUGCUUUGAUGCUGUUAAGAAAAUUUUGCAUUAUUAAACACUUGAUAUUUUGCAAUUAGAAAAUAGUCAAAAUAGUGCCUUGGAUUUAUGCCAGAAUUGAUAUAAUUGCAUUUAAUUGUACAUUCCUAUAUGAAAUUAAAUUUAUUAAUUGAAUAAUGUAAUUUUGAAGGUCUCAAUUAAGGUCCCAAAUGUUUGGAAAUUGUUAUUUAUAAUGUAAUAGGUAUCUACUUUUUGGUAAAACUGUGGAAGGUAGUUAUUAGUGAUCUGAAACCAUUGAUAUUUUAUUUUAGGAAAAAUUCUGCAAAUAUAUAGCAUUUUAAUAAUAUUAUGCAUUCAGAGAAUGUAGUUAUUUAUACUGUUUUUAUUGUAAUAAAAAGUUAUCGAUUGUUA
Molecule: messenger RNA, 1603 nt
Organism: Ctenocephalides felis (cat flea)
Lineage: Eukaryota; Metazoa; Arthropoda; Insecta; Siphonaptera; Pulicidae
Gene: BckdhB
Product: 2-oxoisovalerate dehydrogenase subunit beta, mitochondrial
Exons: 8
Coding region: 144-1250 (368 amino acids)
Biological process (GO): branched-chain amino acid catabolic process; response to nutrient
Molecular function (GO): catalytic activity
Source: RefSeq, a predicted model, not a curated record